Lycium barbarum (goji berry) is the source of this 1881-nucleotide messenger RNA. RefSeq names its product cold-responsive protein kinase 1-like. The transcript has 7 exons. Gene Ontology annotation, molecular function: ATP binding; protein tyrosine kinase activity. The record is from RefSeq and is a predicted model, not a curated record. The coding region runs from base 479 to 1741 and encodes 420 amino acids. NCBI's taxonomy places the organism in Eukaryota, Viridiplantae, Streptophyta, Magnoliopsida, Solanales, Solanaceae. Gene Ontology annotation, biological process: protein phosphorylation.
UUCUCUUAUUUUACUCAAGAAAAAACAUGUCUUUUGUACUUGUUACAAGAAUUGUUUUUACUUAUCCUUAAUAAUUGAGCCUCUCGGAUAAAUUCAUUAUCUUCUUCCGACUUAAAUCCAUGAAAAACCAUGUCUGCAUUUUGUAGUUGUAACAUGGAAUCCACUUUAUCUUUCAGAAUUAAACCUCUCGGAUUAAUUUUAUAUCAUCUGCUUCCCAGUUUCGUUUUACGGAUUUUAUGUUUAUUUGGCUCUAUAUUGCUGAUAGAAUCUCAUCUCUAUUCGACUCUAUGACUUUUUUUUUAAUUCUCUAAUAUUGACAAGACUAAACCCUUACAGGCACCUCAGGCGGGAUUUGACCUACUACCUUAAACACAUACCUUGCAAAGUUGCAUUAAUUGGUGAUAACUUAUUCGUGAAGGUUGUGAGACCUUAUCCCAUAGUUGAUGUUGACAACAUAGAGCAUAAGUUAUACUUUGCUAUGUCCAAACAAGUACCCUUGGCACCUCCUCCAAAUGCAGAGAACACAGAGCAGUCUGUUGUUUCAAUAAACUAUUCAGGUUAUGUGGAAAGCUCCGAAAUACCAGAGAAUGAAGCGGUCAUGUAUAAUCAACCGGAGAAUAGCACUUCACAUGGAGAUUUUAGUGCCAAUUCUAUGCCAGAAAGAUCAGGUGGGUCUGCCAGAGGAGAUAUAAAGCAUUCAAUCCCUCCUGUUUUCCAGAAAGAACGAAGACCAUUGACAUCAUGGAGAUCCUCUAAUACACCAUAUCUUUGUAUUGCUUGUGGAGCAAAGACAGAACUAUAUAUCAAGGAUUCAAUGAGAUUCAGUUUCUCAGAAAUACAGCUGGCAACAGAUGAUUUUUCAAAGGAUAAGUUGCUUGGAGAAGGUGGAUAUGGUCAUGUAUACAAAGGUCGGUUAAAAGAUGGGCAGGUCAUUGCUGCAAAGGUGCGGAAGGAAGCAAGCACACAAGGGUUUUCCGAGUUUCAUUCUGAAGUUUAUGUUUUGAGCUUUGCACGUCACAAAAACAUUGUGAUGCUUUUGGGCUAUUGCUGCAAGGAAAAUGUUAACAUCUUGGUCUAUGAAUUCAUCUGCAAUAAUUCUCUUGAGUGGCACUUAUUCGAGAAUGCAGAAAAUGUUCUUGAGUGGCACCGUAGAUAUGCAAUUGCCAUUGGCACUGCAAAGGGAUUGCGUUUUCUGCAUGAAGAAUGUCGUGGAGGUCCAAUUAUUCAUCGUGACCUGAGGCCGAGCAAUAUACUGCUCACUCAUGACUAUGUUCCCAUGCUAGGUGACUUUGGCCUGGCUAAGUGGAAGACAAAUGAGGAUAAGAUAUACACAAGGAUACUUGGCACAUUGGGAUAUCUUGCUCCUGAAUAUGCAGAGAAUGGCAUUGUGUCUGUUAGAACAGAUGUCUACGCAUUUGGCAUUGUUCUUAUACAACUACUUUCAGGACGCAAAGCCAUAGAUUCAAUGAGAGAGGACAGUCAUCAUUCCCUUAGACAAUGGGCAAUUGCACUCAUUGAAAGGCUUGCAUUGCAUGAGCUCAUUGAUCCUCGCAUAGGCGACUCUUAUGACACAUUUGAAGUGUACCACAUGGCUAGAACAGCAUUCUUGUGUGUGCAGAAUGACCCUGAGCUGCGGCCAUCAAUGGGAGAGGUCUUGCGUCUUCUUCAAGGGGAGUUAGACCAUCUCCACCAGAUCGCGGAGCAGUUUGUGCCUCAUUUUGUUCCACAUUUUAGUAAAUAGAAACGUGAUCAGCCAUGUUAUGUUUAAUUUGUUGUUACAACGGUCGGAUGUUUUACAUUUCUGUGACUAGGGAAAGGAAAAAGAGCUGUGUAAGCUUUGUUUGGUGUGACAGUUAAUAAUACAAGUAAUACUUUUAAACA